This is a messenger RNA of Acanthoscelides obtectus, 1302 nucleotides long. NCBI's taxonomy places the organism in Eukaryota, Metazoa, Arthropoda, Insecta, Coleoptera, Chrysomelidae. The record is from the annotation of a GenBank genome assembly.
AUGGCUGGCGUCAACUCAAAAACGAAACGAAAAGAUUGGAAUGCAGAGAACAUGGCGCAAGCUAUUACAUUAGUAAGAGAGAAACAAAUGGGUUACUUAAGAGCUGCAAAACACUUUGGUGUGCCGAGAACUACCUUGUUUCGAUUAUGCCAGAAAAACGAAUCACCGCCAGAAGAAGCCGCAGCUACUACACUUGGGAGGAAAACCGUUUUAGGGACAACCGUUGAAAAUCUUUUGGUUGACUACAUUUUGACGAUGGAGAGCAAAUUCUACGGCUUGACGAGAAGCGAUGUUCGAAGAAUGGCGUACAUGUUGGCAAAACGUAAUCAGUUGAAAAAUCCAUUUGGUGACACGGGAUUGGCUGGAAAGAAAUGGCUUAAGCUAUUUCUUAAGCGCCAUAAGGACAAACUAUCAGUGAGAAGACCAACUGACAUUGUGUCCUUACCUCCUCACACAACCCACAAGCUCCAGCCACUAGAUAAGACGUUUAUGGGACCUCUCAAAACGUAUUACAGUGAAGAAAUACGAAUGUGGAUCAGAGACAAUAAUAGACCACUAAGCCCUUAUGAUAUGACGGAGCUGUUUGGUAGGGCUUAUUUAAAAGUACAAACGGGUGAGAUAGCAGCCAACGGAUUUCGGGUUACAGAACUAUGGCCAUUGAAUAAAAAUAUUUUUACCGCGGUCGACUAUCUUGCUGCGCAAGAAGAUGCAGUUAAAGAUGGUUGCACAGUAGAUGUUACACCAAUGACAUUAAGUCUCCAACCUUUAGAAGAAUCGAUGGUCAAUCUUAGAACACCUGCUGAUGGUAAGCCUUUAACUGAAGCUUCUACAUCCAGACAAGAUACAAAUAUUGAACCUGUGCCCUCAACUUCCGGAAUUUCUCACAGUAGUUUAGGAUUCGUUUCUCCAUAUGACAUCAGUCCAGUACCAAACAAGAAAAGGAAACCCUCUAAUAGAGGAAGAAAAGCAUCUGUUGCAGCAGUCAUCACACCGUCACGUUACAGGGAGGAUCUCAUAGAAAAAAAUGAUGAGGAGAUGAUGCUGUUAGAUACAGAGAGUGAGACCGAUGCCUUGAUAGGAAAUACAGCUCCAGACUCUGAAGAUGCGGAGUGUAUUUUCUGUGGCAUGCUGUUUUCAAAUGAUACCCAUGGGGAAACAUGGGUCAAGUGCCUCAUGUGUGGGCUCUGGGCACAUAAUGAUUGCGCAGGACCAGAGUCUGAUGCCUGGAUUUGUGAGUUUUGCAAACAAUUUGUGUUCCUUUUUAUGUUAUACCAACGUACGUUUCCAAAGAACCUCAUUUAA